This is a messenger RNA of Acomys russatus (golden spiny mouse), 2965 nucleotides long. It is a transcript of the gene Exoc2, whose product is annotated as exocyst complex component 2. Gene Ontology annotation, cellular component: exocyst. Gene Ontology annotation, biological process: Golgi to plasma membrane transport; exocytosis. The transcript is spliced from 28 exons. The record is from RefSeq and is a predicted model, not a curated record. The coding region runs from base 124 to 2898 and encodes 924 amino acids. NCBI's taxonomy places the organism in Eukaryota, Metazoa, Chordata, Mammalia, Rodentia, Muridae.
CUACGGCUAGCUGCAUCGCCCCGGAGUUGGGGGUAGAUCGGCCGGGACCUGACGCCGGCUGCUGGCAGUGGAAGCUAGAGGUUGCUUCUAUAACUGGGUCACGUGUUUGCUAUACACAGCACAAUGUCUCGAUCCCGGCAGCCCCCGCUUGUGACAGGCAUCUCUCCAAAUGAAGGGAUUCCUUGGACCAAGGUCAUAAUUAGAGGGGAGAACCUGGGUACUGGUCCCACUGACCUCAUAGGCUUGACAAUUUGUGGGCAUAAUUGCCUCCUCACAGCAGAAUGGAUGUCUGCGAGCAAAAUUGUGUGUAGAGUGGGACAAGCCAAAAAUGACAAAGGAGACAUUAUUGUCACAACCAAGUCAGGGGGCAAAGGAACGUCAACAGUCUCUUUUAAACUACUCAAACCUGAAAAAAUAGGCAUUUUAGAUCAGUCUGCAGUGUGGGUGGAUGAAAUGAACUAUUACGACAUGCGGACUGACAGGAAUAAAGGGAUUCCUCCCUUGUCCCUUCGUCCUGCGAAUCCUCUGGGCAUUGAGAUUGAGAAAAGUAAACUUCCUCAGAAGGACUUGGAAGUCCUGUUCCAUGGCAUGAGUGCUGAUUUUACAAGUGAGAAUUUUUCAGCAGCCUGGUAUCUCAUAGAAAAUCACUCCACCACCAGUUUUGAACAGCUCAAGAUGGCAGUCACCAACCUCAAAAGGCAGGCCAACAAGAAGAGCGAGGGUAGUUUGGCAUACGUGAAGGGUGGCCUCAGCACCUUCUUUGAAGCUCAAGAUGCUCUGUCAGCUAUCCAUCAAAAACUAGAAGCAGAUGGAACUGAAAAAGUAGAAGGGUCCAUGACACAGAAAUUGGAGAAUGUCCUCAACAGAGCAAGUAAUACCGCUGACACGUUAUUUCAAGAAGUGUUAGGUCGAAAAGACAAGGCAGAUUCCACUAGGAAUGCACUCAACGUGCUUCAGCGAUUUAAAUUUCUCUUCAACCUUCCUCUCAAUAUUAAACGGAAUAUUCAAAAGGGAGAUUAUGAUGUGGUUAUUAAUGAUUAUGAAAAAGCCAAGUCGCUCUUUGGGAAAACGGAGGUGCAAGUUUUCAAGAAAUAUUAUGCUGAAGUAGAAGCAGGAAUUGAAGAUCUAAGAGAAUUGCUUCUAAAGAAAUUGCUCGAGACGCCAUCCACCUUACAUGACCAAAAGCGAUACAUAAGGUAUCUCUCUGACCUCCAUGCACCUGGUGACCCUGCUUGGCAGUGUAUCGGAGCUCAGCACAAGUGGACCCUCAAACUCAUGCAAGACUGCAAAGAAGGCCACAUGAAGAGCCUAAAAGGUAACCCUGGCCCGCACAGUCCCAUGCCGGACCUGGAUAGUGAUGUGCGCCCCUCCGUGUUGGGUCAUCUCAGCCAGGCAGCGUCACUGAAGAGGGGCAGCAGCUUUCAGUCUGGUCGCGAUGACACAUGGAGAUACAAAACUCCCCACAGAGUGGCAUUUGUUGAAAAGUUAACCAAGCUUGUGUUAAGUCAGUUGCCUAACUUCUGGAAGCUCUGGAUUUCCUAUGUUAAUGGAAGUCUUUUCAGUGAGACUGCUGAGAAAUCAGGCCAGAUUGAAAGAUCAAAGACCGUAAGGCAGAGACAAAAUGAUUUCAAGAAAAUGAUUCAGGAAGUAAUGCAGUCCCUGGUGAAGCUGAUCCGAGGAGCCCUGCUCCCUCUCAGCCUCCGAGAGGGCGACGGGAGGCAGUAUGGAGGCUGGGAGGUGCAGGCGGAGCUCUCAGGGCAGUGGCUCGCACACGUUAUCCAGACCAUAAGGCUGACUUAUGAGUCAUUGACUGCCCUGGAAAUUCCCAAUGACAUGUUACAGAUUAUCCAGGACCUAAUUUUGGAUCUCCGCAUACGUUGCAUAAUGGUAACACUGCAACACACAGCAGAAGAAAUAAAGAGGUUAGCUGAAAAGGAAGACUGGAUUGUUGAUAAUGAAGGACUAACUUCCCUACCAUGUCAGUUUGAACAGAGCAUCGUGCACUCCCUGCAGUCGCUGAAGGGUGUUGUGGAUUGCAAGCCUGGAGAAGCCAGCGUCUUUCAACAGCCUAAAACGCAGGAGGAGGUUUGCCAACUAAGCAUCAAUAUCAUGCAGGUUUUUAUAUACUGCCUGGAACAGCUGAGCACCAAGCCUGAUGCAGACAUAGAUACUACUCACCUUUCUGUUGAUGUUUCUUCUCCUGAUUUGUUUGGAAGCAUCCAUGAAGACUUCAGUUUGACUUCAGAGCAGCGGCUUUUGAUAGUCCUGAGCAAUUGCUGCUAUUUAGAACGUCACACCUUCCUAAAUAUAACAGAACAUUUUGAAAAGCACAACUUCCAAGGAAUAGAAAAAAUAGCACAGGUUAGCAUGACAUCACUGAAAGAACUAGACCAACGACUCUUUGAAAAUUACAUUGAGCUAAAAGCAGAUCCUAUUGUUGGAUCCCUGGAACCUGGGAUAUAUGCUGGCUAUUUUGACUGGAAAGACUGUCUGCCUCCAACAGGUGUCAGAAACUAUUUAAAAGAAGCAUUGGUGAAUAUAAUUGCUGUGCAUGCAGAGGUGUUCACUAUUUCUAAAGAACUGGUGCCACGAGUCCUGGCCAGGGUGGUAGAAGCAGUCUCUGAAGAGCUGAGCCGGCUGAUGCAGUGUGUCUCAUCCUUCAGCAGAAAUGGAGCACUGCAGGCCAGACUUGAAAUUUGUGCCCUCAGGGACACUGUAGCCAUUUACCUGACCCAGGAAAGUAGGUCUAGCUUCAAACAGGCCCUGGAAGCCCUGCCUCAGCUUGCAAGUGGCGCAGACAAAAAGUUGCUGGAAGAGCUGCUCAACAAGUUCAAGAGUAGCAUGCAUCUGCAGCUCGCCUGCUUCCAAGCUGCAUCUCCAACCAUGAUGAAAACCUAGGCGCCGGUGGAAGAAGAGCAUCCAGGUAUAGCAAGUGUGAGACUGUCCUCUUCCUGCACCAGAGAGA